AUGGGCAUGAGCAGCAUGGUCGCUGAUUCAGUGGUGCGAGCGAUUGGUAUGGGCAUGAGUAGCAUGGUAGCCGGAUCAGGUCUUCUGCUUGCUCCACAUAUUGUCAGACUGGGUGACUACAUAAAAAUUCUACCAUUGCUCAUCAUGGGUUUCAUGGCGUUAUCGGCUGGAGUUUGCACAUUUUUCCUACCAGAAACUUUGGGAGCUCCGCUUCUUGAAGACGCAGAAAACUUUGGUAAUAAUAAGUCUCUUGCUUGA
Molecule: messenger RNA, 258 nt
Organism: Cylicostephanus goldi
Lineage: Eukaryota; Metazoa; Nematoda; Chromadorea; Rhabditida; Strongylidae
Source: the annotation of a GenBank genome assembly